GUUUCCAAGUUCCUACAGGUGGUUCAGGAGGUAUAGGCGCACCUUCUCUUAAAAGAUCACAAUGGAGCACAGGAAUCUAGAAAUGAUAAAAAUAAAUAAAUAAAACCAGGAGUAAGAAAUACCACAUAUAACAAUGCAACAUUUUCAUCUGCAAUUACAAAUUAUUUCUCCCAAACUUUAAUUAUUAGUCACAAUUUAUUUUUUUGGAUUCAAUAAAAAAACUAACUGUUGCUUUGGGGAUAAAAUAAGUUUAGUUACCUCUGGAAUAUAUUCUGAUAUAAUUGUUCCGGUCUCUUGUGCUCUAGUCAUUGUAGAUUUAACCAUUUGUGUAUAGGGUAGAUCUAAUUCCUUUAAUCUUUUACCUGUAUAUUCUGCUUGCAUUCGCCCUUAAAAAAUUAUAAAUAAAUAUGUUUAUUAUAUGAUAGAAAUAAAAACACAUCCGCCUUUCUUAAUGACAUUUUUGAGUUCCUACAAUUUUGCAAUCAAUAAUAAACAAUAUAUGAAAGAUUCUAAUUAUUUUAAAUAAUAUAACAACAUACCCAAUUUGGUUAAAACUCGUUCUCCAUCAGUAGUACCAUUCAAAUUAUAUUGCCCAUGUCUGAUAAGUAUUAUGUGCCUUACAGCUGUAGGUUUUUUUUCUGUUUGUUCAUUGAGAGUAUUUUCUUCAGUUUCGGAAAGCCUCCUUCCUUUUAUACGAUUCAUAUAUUUUGGACAUCGGCUAAAAAUGAGAUAUAGCAUCAACUAGAAAUAUGAUACAUUGAUAUAUCAUUAUAAUAAUAAAAUAGUUUGUUAAUUUCAGAGUACUUGAGAUUAGGCAAUAAGAAAUAUUUCAAUAUCUAACAAAAAUUAUACUCACUGAUCCCAAUUUUCAUCCCACUUAGCAAAUGGAGAUGGAUUAUAAUUUGUUGUCCAUGAAUUUUGAACCUUGCAAGUGUUAUUUAAGUAAUAGAAUGUAACAACACCCGAGACUGCAGUUAAACCCAAUAUUAACUUUUUAGAUUUACUCAGAGACAUCUGAAAAAAAUUUAGAUUUCAGGAUUAAAGCUUGGUUUAUGCACCCAAAAUUAAAAUUUUCAUUAAACUAGACUCUGAUGGUGAUAUUUUUUUGGUUUAUGCAGUAAAUUAAGGAUAAUUGGUUAACCUAUAGAAAUUCCCUGUAUGGGUCCUUUUUAUCAUACGAAUGUGGAAUGCUUCUGACACUGUCUAUCAGUGUUCCAUCAUCUAAAAGACAUUGCUUUUUCCUAUUUUUGUUAUAUCAGUUUGAAAAAUAAACACCACGGCGGAAAUCGGCGCAAUAGCGUGAAUAAUACUUCCAUAAUCAAGGAAGAAGGAUGUUGUAAACAAAGUAAUACCACAAAUACAGACUGACCUAACGUUUUCUAUGAUCAUAACCUUACAAAAUUAAGAAAUUAAACUAAGUUAAAAGUUAGCGAACUUUUAGUUUAAUUUCAAUUUACUGUUCAUUUUCUGCAAGAACUAUAAGUACUAUUUCAGUGUCUUACAACUAGUAAUUUAAUUUGUUAGUUUAAUAGUAAUUUUUAAUUAUGGCUGCAUAAACCAAUCAUUAAUAAUUGAAAUUUGUACGAUUUCGUUUCUGAAAACCACGAAAUAAAUAGUGAUAAUUAAAAUUUAUUUUUACUUAACCUUUUGGCAGUUAUAAAACUAAACGAUUUAAAUUUAAAAUUCUUCCAGAUAAUUAUUAUAUAUUUUAUAGUAAAUAAAUUAUGAAUAUAAACAUGUGACCAAAGACUGUUUAUUAAGCUCCGUUCUAUUAAUGUGUUCAGUGUAAUAAGAAAGUAUAUUAUUUUUAGAAUGCUACUGUAGUUGUGUUACCAUAAGGUGAAAAAAUUAUUAAUUUACAUUACAGUAGCUCAUUCGUUAAAUGUGAAAUUAGUCAGUUUAAAGAAAAUGGUAAUAAAGAUAUUACGCGAAUAUAAACUUUGAAGACACGAUCAUAGAAGCAAAAAAUCAAGUAUAUUUCAUAGUAUUUCGACAGAUGAGAGAAUAAUAAAUUUCAAUGUCAAAAGUCACAUUUCUUCCUGAGGUUAACGAAGUUUACGAUUCAAUGAUGUAAUUUGGUAAUAAUUCAAAAAAUAACAAAUUUAAAUUUACCACCAUUUAAAUUCAAAAAAAAAAUGUUUAAAUAAUUGUAGAUAUACCUUUUCCAAAUAAUAAGGUAGUAUGAGUUUCACAAUAUCUUUAUUAAAUAAAAUUACUAACAGAUGCCGUUUAAAAUUUACCAAGGCUUAUUCAACAAAACCAAAUCAUUAUAAUUCAUUAGGUAUUUCUCCAAAAUCAACUCAAAACGAGAUUAAAACAGCUUAUUACAAAUUGUCCAUGAUAUAUCAUCCUGACAAGAAUAAGGACGAAGCUUCUUUACAAAAAUUUAGGAAUAUCACUGAAGCUUAUGAAGUUCUAGGAAAUGUAACUACUAGGAAAAUGUAUGAUAAAGGUCUCCACUUUGGAAGCUCACCAGUAAGUGAUUAUAAUAGCUUUUAUAAACCUAGAGAAGGACCUAGAAAUAAACCACCACCUCCUGAUGGACGUACCCCAAUUUAUGACUUUGAUGAAUGGUCCAAGAGUCAUUAUGGUGCAACUUUUCAUCGCCAAAUGGAAAACCGACGACGUAGACAUGAAUAUCAACACUUUCGACAAAAAACCUUAAAUGAUCAAAAGCUGGAACGAGUAGUUUUCUUCCUAAUGGCAAUGAUUCUAAUAUGUACGGUUUACAUAAAUAGAAAAAAUUAUGAUCAAGUUGUAAUGAGAAAACAGAGUACAGAUUAAUGUUACUGUGAUACAAUUUGUUUAAAUGUUUAUUAAAUUAUUUCUGUUUAUUUAAAUUAGUCCUCAAUUGAAUUUUAGGUUACGACAUUGCCAUUUGGUUUAUAUUGAGAAAUGAAUUUCAAAAAUUAGAAAUCAAGGAAAAUAAGAAAAAAAAUUAACACUCUACAAUGUUUAUUCCUAUUUAAUAUAAAAUUUUAGUUUUGAGUACAUUUUAUUUUGGCUUUUCUAAUUAAUACAGCUAAUGAUGAGUUACAUUAUUUUUACAAAUUUUGCUAAACUUUCAUAAAGACGAAGUAAAUCAGAAUAUUUUUAUGAAUUGCAAUUAGAACAUGGAAUAAUCUCGGAUUUUGUAGGGCAACAUUGUUUGUGGGCUUCUCAAUAAAGAUUGCAAUUUUUUAUUGCAAAAAUAAAAGUUCUGUGUUGUGCUAGGAUCCUAGUAUAACGUUACCCCGAAAAAAAAAAUAUUUUGAAUUAGAUUAUCGUUGAAUAAUCAAAUUUCUCAAAAUUUUUUUUUAGCGCAAUCUAGAACGAUAGCUCAAAAAUUUUGGUGCACGCUAUAAAAUGAUUUUACGCAAAUUGUGUGAAAAAAAAAUUUUUUUUCGAACUUCAUAUUUUGGAACAACAGAAAAAUUGUCAAAAUAUUUCUAACUGGAAAGUGUGGUGUUAACUUCUUGGAGGUGAUUAUCUUGAGUAAAUAACUUUAUGCUUUUUUGUAAGUAAGACUUUCUAUUUCUCCAAAAUUACAUAGAGAUGUGUCUUAAAAGUGAAAAUAUAUCAUUUGCACAUGA
Molecule: messenger RNA, 3572 nt
Organism: Diorhabda sublineata
Lineage: Eukaryota; Metazoa; Arthropoda; Insecta; Coleoptera; Chrysomelidae
Product: dnaJ homolog subfamily C member 30, mitochondrial-like
Exons: 2
Coding region: 2182-2784 (200 amino acids)
Source: RefSeq, a predicted model, not a curated record